This is a messenger RNA of Talaromyces rugulosus, 3381 nucleotides long. RefSeq lists its product as uncharacterized. Bases 1 to 3381 code for a protein of 1126 amino acids. The transcript has 11 exons. The record is from RefSeq and is a predicted model, not a curated record. Gene Ontology annotation, biological process: response to oxidative stress. NCBI's taxonomy places the organism in Eukaryota, Fungi, Ascomycota, Eurotiomycetes, Eurotiales, Trichocomaceae. Gene Ontology annotation, molecular function: monooxygenase activity; heme binding; iron ion binding.
AUGAUGCGCCGGCUUUCUACUGCCUUCAAGAAGAAGGAUGAAUCUAAGCCAAAGGAAAAUGGCGUUUCUAAUGGAAAGGCAAAUGGCAAGAGACAAUCCAAGGUAUUCGCAAAAUCGGCCACUGCCGAAGUCGAGGAGGACCACAGUGCCGCCCGCGAUGAUGUGCUUCAUAUCUUUGAGAGACACGCCCAGGUGAUCCACGCCUCGCGCCGCCCAUUGCCAACUCAAAGCGGCGAUGGCACGUACUUGGAACAUGGCCACGAUCAUACCAGCAGCCUUUUCCAGGAUUUGCGAACUCUGGGCUUCAAGGACUACAGUACCUUGGUCGAUGUCAUGAAGAACAAGGCAUCCGGUGAGCUGGUGGACGACAAGACCUACCUGAUGGAACGUAUUAUCCAGCUCGUUAGCGGUCUUCCGUCGAACUCCAAGCACCGCACCGAGUUAACCAACGCUUUCCUGGAUGAACUCUGGGAAAAUCUCCCCCACCCCCCUCUCUCAUAUGUUGGACCAAAAUACGAGUACAGAUCGGCAGACGGAUCCUACAACAACCCGACUCUGCCUUGGUUGGGUGCUGCCAACACUGAAUACGCUCGUUCCAUUGCGCCAUUGACUAUCCAACCCGGUGGUCUUCCUGACGCGGGUCUCGUCUUUGACAGUGUCAUGGCUCGCCAAAAGUUUACUCCCCACCCUAACAAGGUGUCCUCGGUCUUCUUUGCGUGGGCCUCUUUGAUCAUCCACGAUCUCUUCCAGACCGAUCACCGAAACCCUCACCUUUCUCAGACCUCUUCAUACUUGGAUCUUUCGAUUCUGUACGGUGACAACCAGGAGGACCAAAAUAUGAUCCGUACCUUCAAGGAAGGAAAGCUCAAGCCAGACAGCUUUUCCGAGCCCCGUCUGCAGGCAUUCCCCGCUAUGUGCUGUGUACUUUUGGUUAUGUUGAACAGAUUUCACAACCACGUUGUCGAACAGCUUGCUCUCAUUAACGAGAACGGCCGCUUCACCAAGCCUCGUGCCGACCUGCCCGCUGAGCAGGCAGAGAAGGCCUGGAAGAAGUACGACGAAGACUUGUUCCAGACUGGACGAUUGGUCACUUGUGGCUUGUAUAUCAACAUCACCCUUUACGAUUACCUCCGCACUAUCGUCAAUCUGAACAGUACUAGCAGCACAUGGUGUUUGGACCCUCGUGCCAGAAUGAGCAGCGCUCACACUACCCCAUCCGGUCUUGGUAACCAGUGCUCGGUAGAAUUCAACCUUGCCUACCGCUGGCACUCUGCUACAAGCGCCAACGAUGAACUCUGGACCGAGAAUGUAUACAAAGAGCUUUUCGGAAAGCCAGCCGACGAAGUUACGAUGCCCGAAUUGCUCAUGGGACUCCACAAGUAUGAGCAGGCUCUUAACCCAGAUCCUUUCCAGCGCACUUUCGGGCACUUGGAACGUCAGGAGGAUGGAACCUUCAAGGAUGAUGACCUCGUUAAUAUCUUGACCUCGGCUGUCGAUGAUGUUGCUGGCUCCUUCGGUGCACGUAACGUCCCCAAGGCUAUGCGAUCUAUCGAAAUUCUCGGUAUUGAGCAGGCUCGCAAGUGGAACUGUGGUUCUUUGAACGAGUUCCGUAAGUUCUUCGGUCUCAAGGCAUACGAGACUUUUGAAGAUAUCAACUCGGACCCAUCCGUCGCGGAUUCGCUGCGUCACUUGUACGAGCACCCCGACUACGUCGAGCUGUAUCCCGGUAUCGUUGCCGAAGAAGCCAAGGAACCCAUGGUCCCAGGUGUUGGAAUUGCUCCCACGUACACAAUUUCUCGUGCCGUGCUGUCUGAUGCUGUCGCUCUUGUCCGUGGUGAUCGCUUCUACACGACCGACCAGAACCCCAAGAACCUCACCAAUUGGGGUUGGCAAGAAAGCAACCAUGACCUAAACAUUAACCAAGGCUGUGUCUUCUACAAGCUUGCUUUCCGUGCUUUCCCCAACCACUUCAAGGCAGACUCCAUCUACGCUCACUACCCAAUGACCAUUCCAGAAAAGAACAAGGAAAUUAUGAAGAACCUCGGCCGUGAGGCCGACUACAGCUGGGACAAGCCUUCGUACACCCGCCCUCGUGUCGAGCUUACCUCCCACGAGGCAGCCAAGCGUGUCCUUGAGGACCCAAGAAACUUCCGUGUUACCUGGGGUGACGCAACUGCCUCGGUGUUUGGCGAGAAGACCGGCACCGACCACAUGCUGUCUGGUGACACUCCUUUCCACAGCCAGCAGCGUGAACUGUUGGAGAAGGCGCUGUACAGUCCAGGAUGGGAAAAGCAACUGAAGGAGUUCUAUGAAGAAAUGACCCUUCAGCUGCUCCACGAAAAGUCUUGCACAAUUGCCGGCAAGAAACAGGUCGAUAUUACUCGAGAUGUUGGAAACCUUGCUCCCGUCCACUUUGCCGCUCAUGUCUUCGGCCUGCCUCUGAAAACUAAGGGCAACCCGAGAGGCCUCUUUACCGAGCAUGAGUUGUACAUGAGCAUGUCUGUUAUAUUCCAGGCUAUCUUCUUCGACUACGAUCUCAUGCGCUCGUACCCCCUUCGCCAGGCCGCUAAAGCCGUCGCUGCCAAGGUUGGUGAUGUUGUCGAGGCCAACGUGAAGUCCAUUGGCUCCACUGGUAUUAUUUCGCACUUUAUUGAUGGUCUCCGGAAGCACGACAACCCUCUUUCGGGGUAUGGUGUGGAGUUGAUCAAGAAGCUUCUCGAUGGUGGCCUAAAUGCCCACGAGGCUACCUGGACUCAGAUUCUGCCAACUGUCGUUUCCAUGGUCCCCAAGUUGGGCCAGGUGUUCACCCAAAUCAUCGACUUCUACCUGUCGGAGGAGGGUAAAGCACACCUGCCAGAGAUCAACCGUCUCGCAAAGCAAGACACCCCCGAGUCCGAUGAUGUCCUGGCUCACUAUGCCCUGGAAGGUAUUCGUCUGAAUGGUACCUAUGGCGCAUACCGUGAAGCCCAGCGCGACGUCACCAUCAACGACUGGGGCAAGGAAGUCAACAUCACCAAAGGCGAAAAGGUUUUCGUCAGCUUUGUUGGAGCUGCCCGUGACCCGAAUGUCUUCCCCGAACCCGAGAAGGUCCGUCUCGACCGCCCUCUGGAAUCGUAUAUCCACUACGGCGAGGGCCCGCACACCUGCCUCGGUCGUGAUGCCAGCCGCAUUGCCCUGACUGCCAUGCUCCGUGUCGUCGGCCGUCUGGACAAUUUGCGCCGUGUUUCUGGCCAGCAGGGUGUCUUGAAGAAGAUUCCUCGCGCAGGUGGUUUCUACGUUUACUUGAGAGAAGACGCUGGCAGCUAUUCCAUCUUCCCAACGACCUUCAAAGUCCACUACGACAGCGAGCUACCCGAGUUGAAACGCCGUGGCACGUGGUAA